AUGGCUGCUUCAAGUGGACAGCCGAAAUUACCAUCAGAACCGCUAGGUGUUCGUGCAAGUGUUGUUGGGAGUCGUUUUGUGGUUCUGACUUGGGAUCCUCCUGUGCAGCACCAUGGUGCUGUUUUAGCUUAUCACAUUUUCUAUAAGGAGCAAGAUUCUUCAAGGGAACGGAUGCUGAACUCGUCAGCGACAUCGUUCACGGUGACUCCGUUACAGCCGAAUACUACCUACGUUUUCCGGUUGGUUGCCGAAAAUGAAGCGGGUAUGGGGAAGUCAAGUACACGUAUUCUUAUUACGACGACAGAGGAAAAGGUUUCUUAUUUUACGGGUCACUCUUUUUGGUAA
Molecule: messenger RNA, 345 nt
Organism: Loa loa (African eye worm)
Lineage: Eukaryota; Metazoa; Nematoda; Chromadorea; Rhabditida; Onchocercidae
Exons: 2
Coding region: 1-345 (114 amino acids)
Biological process (GO): cell-cell adhesion
Molecular function (GO): protein binding
Source: RefSeq, a predicted model, not a curated record